Molecule: messenger RNA, 320 nt
Organism: Amoebophrya sp. A120
Lineage: Eukaryota; Dinophyceae; Syndiniales; Amoebophryaceae
Source: the annotation of a GenBank genome assembly
UGCUGGCCCGCUAGUUCAUUGCGUCGGCGCGGGCGCCCCCUACCCAAUCAUCUUGGCCCAGAAGGAGGGCGCCGUGGCCCGCCGGCCACCCGCCCCAUCGGCAGCCCUGAAGCCGGCUCGGGGCCUUUGGGCGGCUACGUGGUAGCGGCGGCCCGCCGGGCGCAGGCGAUGUGUGCCAUUGGUUUGAUGGCGCCGCCCUUGUGUGUGGUGCGCGGGUGUACCAGCCGCGCCGCCCUUUAUAUGUUUCUUUCCUGUGGAACGCGAGGCAGUGGCCCGGCGUUUCUCACCGCCCGCCUGUGCACAGUAGAAUUUGUCGAGCC